AUGGAUUGGAAGUUUCUCCAGGGUCUUCUUAGUGGAGUCAACAAGUACUCCACUGCCUUCGGCCGUAUCUGGUUAUCAGUCGUGUUCGUCUUCCGGGUGUUGGUCUUCGUGGUGGCUGCUGAGCGGGUCUGGAGCGACGACCAGGGACACUUCGACUGCAACACCCGCCAGCCGGGUUGCACCAACAUCUGCUACAACUACUUCUUCCCUAUCUCCCACAUCCGCCUCUAUGCUCUCCAGCUCAUCUUCGUCACCUGCCCGUCCUUCAUGGUGGUGCUGCACGUGGCCUACCGAGAAGAGCGGGAACGCAAGUACAAAGCCAAGCACGGCGAGAACACUCGACUUUACGACAACCCGGGCCAAAAGCACGGCGGUCUGUGGUGGACUUACCUCAUAAGCCUCUUCAUCAAGACCGCCUUUGAGGUCACGUUUCUCUACUUGCUCCACUACAUCUACGACAGCUUCAAACUGCCCAGGAAGGUCCAGUGUGAUGUCAGUCCCUGUCCGAAUAUGGUAGACUGCUACGUAUCCCGGCCCACCGAGAAGACCAUUUUCACCUACUUCAUGGUGGGGGCGUCCGUCGCGUGUGUGAUACUCAACCUCUGUGAGAUUUUCUAUCUGAUUGCUUUCCGGAUGGUGGCCCUCAGACACAGAGGCAGCGCUCGUACCUCAUCUAGAAAGGUCCGCCAUAACAUGGACUUUGAUGGCUGCAAGUCAUCUCUUCCAUCAUAGCUAAAAUAUCUGUUGUUAUUCCUGUAA
This is a messenger RNA of Centropristis striata (black sea bass), 759 nucleotides long. RefSeq names its product gap junction beta-3 protein-like. The record is from RefSeq and is a predicted model, not a curated record. Bases 1 to 732 code for a protein of 243 amino acids. The transcript has a single exon. NCBI's taxonomy places the organism in Eukaryota, Metazoa, Chordata, Actinopteri, Perciformes, Serranidae. Gene Ontology annotation, cellular component: connexin complex. Gene Ontology annotation, biological process: cell communication.